Molecule: messenger RNA, 1511 nt
Organism: Lutra lutra (Eurasian river otter)
Lineage: Eukaryota; Metazoa; Chordata; Mammalia; Carnivora; Mustelidae
Gene: KLK6
Product: kallikrein related peptidase 6
Exons: 7
Coding region: 245-985 (246 amino acids)
Biological process (GO): proteolysis
Molecular function (GO): serine-type endopeptidase activity
Source: RefSeq, a predicted model, not a curated record
GAGCAUGGCACUGGGUCCUGGGGGCGGACAAAGCCCGAUUGUCUGAGGCCCCUUUCCCCAUAGCGCUGGGACUGCGCCCCAGCCCAGGGCAGGGGCGGGAGCCAGCUUGGUGACACAUGCUUUCUUACUGGCUUGCUGUCUACAGUGGGGACACGGAGGUCGUCAGCAACCACAGAGGGACUUACGGGCAGAGCCCCUCGGCCAGGAGUCCUCUGGACCCUCAGGUAGCUGGCCCCCAGCAGGAAUGGGCAUGAAGACGCUGAUUGUGGCACUGGUCGUGAUGGCUGCAGCCUGGGCCGAGGAGCAGAAUAAGGUGUUGCAUGGUGGACCCUGUGAGCAGACGUCUCACCCCUACCAAGCUGCCCUCUACAUGUCAGGCCACUUACUCUGCGGAGGGGUCCUCAUUCACCCACUGUGGGUCCUCACCGCUGCCCACUGCAAAAAACCGAAUCUUCAGGUUUACCUGGGGAAGCACAACCUUCAGCAAAGGGAGAGUUUCCAAGAGCAGAGCUCUGUUGUCCGGGCUGUGGUCCACCCUGGCUACAAUGCUGCCACUCAUGACCAGGACAUCAUGCUGUUGCGCCUGGCUCGACCGGCCAGAUUCUCUGAACGCAUCCAGCCCCUCUCCCUGGAGGAAGACUGCUCAGCCAACCACGCCAGCUGCCACAUCCUAGGCUGGGGCAAGACAGCAGACGGUGGUUUCCCUAACACCAUCCAAUGUGCAUACAUCCAUCUGGUGUCCCGUGAGGAGUGUGAGCGUGCCUACCCCAACCAGAUCACCCAGAACAUGGUGUGUGCCGGGGAUGAGAAGUACGGGAAGGAUUCCUGCCAGGGUGAUUCUGGGGGUCCGCUGGUGUGUGGAGACCGUCUCCGAGGACUUGUGUCAUGGGGUAAUGUUCCCUGUGGAUCCAAGGAGAAGCCAGGGGUCUACACCGAUGUCUGCAGAUAUGGCCACUGGAUCCGAAAAACCAUUCAGGGCAACUAAUCCUGACAUGUGACAUCCAACUCGACCUGUGGCCCCCACUUGCUCGCUCCAGAAUAUCCUUGACCAAGACUUUGCCUUCCCCCCACCUGCCUAGACCCGACCCUUAAUGCUUAAUAAAAGCAGUGAUGUGACAGUACAAAUUCACCCUGGUUUUACCCCAGCCCCAUCCUUGCAUCACUGGGGACAAGUGAGGAUGUGGGCUAAGGUCUUACCCUGCCGGUAGGAGAAUACAGGAAUACCCCUCCCAAGCAUCUCUCCCUCCUUGGUUAUUCAACGGGUUCGACUUCUUCCUACAGAGGAGGUGUCACGAGUCAGGCAAAACCUGAGUUGAAUCCCAGCUCUGCCCUCUGUUAGUUUCGUACCCUUGGGAAGGGCCUCCCUUCACUGUGCAGAUCUUCUCAUCUGUAAAGUAAGGAUAAUAAGAGUAUAUUCCUCACAGGGCAGCGGUUGUUUUGGGGAGGAUUCAAGAUUUCCGAAACGUGGAACACAUAUAACGGUGCCUGGCACACUUGCUUGAGCAAUAAAG